This is a messenger RNA of Zootoca vivipara (common lizard), 1131 nucleotides long. Lineage: Eukaryota; Metazoa; Chordata; Lepidosauria; Squamata; Lacertidae. The record is from RefSeq and is a predicted model, not a curated record.
AUGCCUUCGCACUUCGCCUGGGGGAAGGAGAGAGUCUCAGGGGCUGUGAAGGUCUCCGUGGUAGCUGAUAGCAUCCAGGUUGUGCAGGGAGGGAGUGCCCUCCUGCCAUGCUCUUUCCGCACCACAGCACCCUUGAACCACCUCAAUAUCAUAUGGACCAUCAUUCCAUCUGCGGACCCCAACCGCCCUCAGCAGGUCCUUGCCUAUGAGCAAGGUGAGGUGGUGGAGAGCAUCUCCCAGUACACAGGCCGGGUGGGCUUUGCUUUCUCGCCCACCAAGAGUGCCACCAUCAUCUUGAACGACACACGGAGCUCGGACAGUGGCAGGUACCAGUGCAGCGUGAUGAACCCUCCAGACGCUGCCACGCCCAACAUCGGGGUCAUCCAGCUCACUGUUUUUGUGCCUCCCUCUCGUCCCAUGUGCUCCAGCGAGGGCGACAGCGAGGAGGGCGGAAGCCUCCAGUUCUCGUGCACCGUGGAUGAAGGGAUGCCCACCCCCACGUUCACCUGGGAGAAGAUCCCACCAGAUGCGCAACCUCUGAUGAUGAGUUUUGAAGAUGGCAAGCGUGCCCUCCUGACCUUGCAAAACCUGACGACGCAGGCCUCGGGCCUUUACCGCUGCACGGCCUCCAACAUGCUGGGCUCCACCUCCUGCGUCCUGGAGCUGCGUGUUCACGUCACCUCACAUGGCACCACCUCCCUCGCAGUGGGGAUCAGCCUCGUGUUCACGAUGGGCCUGGUGCUGAUGACGCUGUUUGCACUGGUGUUGUGGCUGCACCAUCAGAGCGUGGAGAAGCAGAGAGAGCUGGAACAGGACAAUGCACGCAAAAAGCACAGGACAGACAGCUUCACAUUGGGGCGCCUGAUCGUUGUAAAGAAUCCUUCUGGAGCCAACCCUGCGGCCAGCCCCGUCACCAAGCCCCUCUGGAUCUUCACCAGCUCCACUCCCAACACCACCUAUGCUCAUCGUGAAUGGAGGCCCGAGCAGGGGAACCUCAGCCAGGCCACACUUCCAGGUGGCCCACGGCAACCCUGGGGGAGAUGGAGAAGCAACAGCCUCUCUGAGGAGCAGGGGUCUUCGUCCGGAAGACCAAACUCAAUGUCCUCUCCACCGCUGCAAGAGGAGACUUGA